AUGGCUAGUGUAUCCUAUCAAAUAGCUAAUCUUCUAGAGAAGAUGACAUCAAACGACAAAGACUUUAGAUUUAUGGCUACAAAUGAUUUAAUGACUGAGCUGCAAAAAGACAGUAUAAAGCUCGAUGAUGAUUCGGAAAGAAAAGUUGUAAAAAUGCUACUACGUUUACUUGAAGACAAGAAUGGAGAAGUUCAAAAUUUAGCUGUGAAGUGUCUUGGACCACUUGUAAACAAGGUGAAGGAGUUUCAGGUAGAAGGAAUUGUAGAGACUCUUUGCACAAACAUGUUGUCAGAUACAGAGCAAUUGAGAGACAUAAGUAGCAUUGGAUUAAAAACAGUAAUAUCUGAACUUCCACUUGGAUCUAAUACCCUAGCUGCAAAUGUGUGUAAGAAAAUUACAGGAAAAUUAAGUAGUGCUAUAGAAAAGCAAGAAGAUGUGUCAGUUCAGCUAGAAGCCCUGGACAUACUAGCUGAUUUAUUAAGUAGAUUUGGAAGUCUACUGAUAUCCUUUCAUCCAGUGUUAUUAAAUUCUCUUCUGCCUCAACUUUCAUCUCCUCGACAGGCUGUUCGUAAGCGCACUAUAGUGGCACUGUCACAUUUGGUGAUGUCAUGCAACUCAUCGUUAUAUAGUAAACUUAUUGAUCACUUGUUAGAGGGUCUGAGUUCAUCAACAUCGGCUAGUGUCACACGCACCCAUAUACAGUGUAUCGCAUCUGUAUGUCGUCAAGCAGGCCACAGAUUUGGUGAGCAUCUUUGGCGUGUAGCUCCAUAUGUACUGCAGCGUUCCUCUGACGAUGAUGACGAAUUGCGUGAGCAUUGUUUGCAGGCACUUGAAGCAUUUGUGCUUAAAUGUCCUAAAGAAGUACAACCACAUAUUCCUGUUAUUACUGACUUAUGCUUGCUGAUGAUGACAUACGACCCCAACUACAAUUAUGAGGAUGAAGAAGAGGGUGGGGGUGGUGAAGAUGAAGAAAUGGAGGAUGAAUCAAUUGAACCAGAUGCAGAUGCCGAAUCUGACUCCGAAGAAUACUCAGAUGAUGAUGACAUGUCUUGGAAAGUACGUCGUGCAGCAGCUAAAUGUCUGGAGUCAGUAAUUGCCACACGGCAUGAGCUUUUAGCUGAAAUGUAUCAAAAAGUGUCUCCUGCAUUGAUUGAGAGAUUUAAAGAACGUGAGGAAAAUGUAAAGUGCGAUAUACUAAGUGCUUACACUGCCCUCCUGAGAGCGACUCGUCCACCACCAGCAUUACAAAUGCCCAUAGCCCCUACCGAGGAUUCACCACAAGCUUUGCUUUUGCAAAGGGUGUCCGGGGUGGUGCGCGGUGCGUUGCGCGUGAUUCGCGGGCGGAGCGUCCGCGCGCGCGGUUGUGCGCUUGCCUUACUUCGCGAGCUGCUCGCCGCGGCGCCCGGCUGCCUCGCGGACCACGCCGCGCGCGUCAUUCGCGCUCUCACUCCGGCACUCACCGACAAGGGUACUGCGUCGUCCAUGAAGAUUGAGACGCUGGUGUUCAUAGUGUGCCUCGUGCGCGGUCACCCGGCUGAGACCAUGCGUCCGCACGUUGCCGCUCUCAUGCCCGCCGUCCUGGCCAGCGUACACGACCCCUUUUACAAGGUCACAGCUGAGGCGCUCAGGGUUCUACAGACCCUAGUCAAAGUUAUGCGCCCCUUAGACAACGCCGACAACAUUGGCGACGAGGCACAGCUGGGGGAGCCGCCCCGGGAGCUGGCGCAGUUCAUCCCGGCCAUGUACGAGUGCACGCUGGUGCGCCUCCGGGCCACCGACAUGGACCAGGAGGUUAAAGAGCGCGCGAUCGCCGCCUGUGGGCAGUUGCUGUGCCACUUCGGCGACUACUUGGAGGACGAACUUCCUGUGUGUUUGCCGAUACUGUUGGAACGGUUACGUAAUGAGAUAACACGUCUAACCACUGUGAAGGCUUUGACUAAAGUAGCCGCUUCCCCUCUCCGCAUUGAUCUGAAACCUAUUUUGUCUGAUGCCGUCCCCAUCUUAGGCUCAUUUUUAAGGAAAAAUCAGCGCGCCCUGAAGUUGUCGACUUUAGUUUUAUUGGAUACGCUGGUUCAAAACUACAGCGAUGAUAUAAGCAUUGAACUGCUUAGUAAGGUACUGAUGGAGGUGCCCGCGCUGGUGUGCGAGUCGGACCUGCACUGCGCGCAGACGGCGCUGACGUUGGUGCGCGGCGCCUGCCUGCGAUGCCCCGCCGCGCUCACGCAGGACGCGCGCAACGCGCUCACUCCCAACAUCCUCGCACUCGCCAAGUCCCCCCUUCUGCAAGGCGGGGCGCUGAAGGCGAUGCUGGGCGUGCUCAGUGCGCUGGUGUCGGCGGACGUGGCGGGAUGCUCGCGCCGCGAGCUCUUGGCGCUGCUGGUGGCGCCGGUGCACCGCGUGCACGAGCACAACGCCUCCGCCCACCACAUCAAACAGGCGUUCCACUCGUUGGCGAAGUGCGUGGCGGCCGUGGUGGUGGAGGGUGGGUCGGACGCGCUGGACGUGGUGCGCGGCUUCAUGCGCGACGCGGCCCAUCCCCCCUCCGACGCCCAGCACAUGUUCGCGCUGCUCGCGCUCGCCGAGAUCGGCCGCCGCCUAGAUUUAAGCGGAAUACCUAAUCUCAAGGAGGUUCUGUUGAACUCGUUCACACCGUCAUCGGAGGAGGUGAAGUCGGCAGCAAGCUACGCUCUCGGCUCUGUGGCUGUGGGCAACUUGCCCGAGUUCCUGCCUUUCAUACUGGGAGAGAUAGAAGCACAGCCCAAGCGGCAGUACUUAUUGCUGCACUCUCUCAGAGAGAUAAUUUCAUGUGAAUCUUGCACGCCUGAAGGUAUAGAGGCGUUGAGGCCGUUCAUACCCGAAAUUUGGGUUCAAUUAUCGAAACAUUGCCAAUGCGCGGAGGAAGGAUCUCGUAAUGUUGUGGCUGAAUGUUUGGGUAAAUUAUGCCUAUCAGCCGCAGGCGAUCGACCCGCUGCUGCGCGCGUGCAUGUCGGAGCUGCUGGUGCCGCUGCGCGACUCGGAGCUGGGCGUGCGGCGCGUGGCCUUGGUGGCGUUCAACUCGGCCGCGCACAACAAGCCCUCGCUGGUGCGCGACCUGCUGCCCGCGCUGCUGCCCACCAUCUACCAGGAGACCAAGGUCAAGGUGCGCACGCCCCCACUUUAAUAGUAUUGUUCAAUCUGCCAGGAGACCAAGGUCAAGGUGCGCACGCCCCCACUUUAAUAGUAUUGUUCAAUCUACCAGGAGACCAAGGUCAAGGUGCGCACGCCCCCACUUUAAUAGUAUUGUUCAAUCUACCAGGAGACCAAGGUCAAGGUGCGCACGCCCCCACUUUAAUAGUAUUGUUCAAUCUACCAGGAGACAAAGGUCAAGGUGCGCACGCCCCCACUUUAAUAGUAUUGUUCAAUCUGCCAGGAGACCAAGGUCAAGGUGCGCACGCCCCCACUUUAAUAGUAUUGUUCAAUCUACCAGGAGACCAAGGUCAAGGUGCGCACGCCCCCACUUUAAUAGUAUUGUUCAAUCUGCCAGGAGACCAAGGUCAAGGUGCGCACGCCCCCACUUUAAUAGUAUUGUUCAAUCUACCAGGAGACCAAGGUCAAGGUGCGCACGCCCCCACUUUAAUAGUAUUGUUCAAUCUACCAGGAGACAAAGGUCAAGGUGCGCACGCCCCCACUUUAAUAGUAUUGUUCAAUCUACCAGGAGACCAAGGUCAAGGUGCGCACGCCCCCACUUUAAUAGUAUUGUUCAAUCUACCAGGAGACCAAGGUCAAGGUGCGCACGCCCCCACUUUAAUAGUAUUGUUCAAUCUGCAAGGAGACCAAGGUCAAGGUGCGCACGCCCCCACUUUAAUAGUAUUGUUCAAUCUACCAGGAGACCAAGGUCAAGGUGCGCACGCCCCCACUUUAAUAGUAUUGUUCAAUCUACCAGGAGACCAAGGUCAAGGUGCGCACGCCCCCACUUUAAUAGUAUUGUUCAAUCUGCCAGGAGACCAAGGUCAAGGCGCGCACGCCCCCACUUUAAUAGUAUUGUUCAAUCUACCAGGAGGCCAAGGUCAAGGUGCGCACGCCCCCACUUUAAUAGUAUUGUUCAAUCUACCAGGAGACAAAGGUCAAGGUGCGCACGCCCCCACUUUAAUAGUAUUGUUCAAUCUACCAGGAGACCAAGGUCAAGGUGCGCACGCCCCCACUUUAAUAGUAUUGUUCAAUCUACCAGGAGACCAAGGUCAAGGUGCGCACGCCCCCACUUUAAUAGUAUUGUUCAAUCUACCAGGAGACCAAGGUCAAGGUGCGCACGCCCCCACUUUAAUAGUAUUGUUCAAUCUGCCAGGAGACCAAGGUCAAGGUGCGCACGCCCCCACUUUAAUAGUUUUGUUCAAUCUACCAGGAGACCAAGGUCAAGGUGCGCACGCCCCCACUUUAAUAGUAUUGUUCAAUCUGCCAGGAGACCAAGGUCAAGGCGCGCACGCCCCCACUUUAAUAGUAUUGUUCAAUCUACCAGGAGGCCAAGGUCAAGGUGCGCACGCCCCCACUUUAAUAGUAUUGUUCAAUCUACCAGGAGACAAAGGUCAAGGUGCGCACGCCCCCACUUUAAUAGUAUUGUUCAAUCUACCAGGAGACCAAGGUCAAGGUGCGCACGCCCCCACUUUAAUAGUAUUGUUCAAUCUACCAGGAGACCAAGGUCAAGGUGCGCACGCCCCCACUUUAAUAGUAUUGUUCAAUCUGCCAGGAGACCAAGGUCAAGGUGCGCACGCCCCCACUUUAAUAGUAUUGUUCAAUCUACCAGGAGACCAAGGUCAAGGUGCGCACGCCCCCACUUUAAUAGUUUUGUUCAAUCUGCCAGGAGACCAAGGUCAAGGUGCGCACGCCCCCACUUUAAUAGUAUUGUUCAAUCUGCCAGGAGACCAAGGUCAAGGCGCGCACGCCCCCACUUUAAUAGUAUUGUUCAAUCUACCAGGAGACCAAGGUCAAGGUGCGCACGCCCCCACUUUAAUAGUAUUGUUCAAUCUACCAGGAGACCGAGGUCAAGGUCUUAAUUAUUACUUGAAUAGUAUUAUUUUAUUCUUCACUGUUGCACCUUGUAUAGUAGGCCGCCUUGAUGCC
This is a messenger RNA of Iphiclides podalirius (scarce swallowtail), 5094 nucleotides long. NCBI's taxonomy places the organism in Eukaryota, Metazoa, Arthropoda, Insecta, Lepidoptera, Papilionidae. The record is from the annotation of a GenBank genome assembly.